AUGGCCGCAACAGAAGAAAAGGCCAAAGCGGCAGCCGACCGCGAGGAGAAGAACAUCGAGAAUGACGGUCAAGAGACUGAGGCGGUCGAGAAGUUUCCGCCCGAGGAGGAAGCAGCCCUCUUAGCCGAAUCCAACACGAGCAAGACUGAGGCAAACUCUCUGUUUGCUUCGUCAAAGUAUGAGGCCGCCAUCACAAAGUAUGACGAGGCAGUUGCCACGUGCCCCAACUAUCUCGAUUAUGAGCUCGCCGUCCUGCGGUCCAAUAUCGCCGCCUGCCAUCUCAAGCUCGAGCAGUGGAAGGAAGCCGUCUCGACGGCUACCGCUGCCCUCGACGGUCUCGAUCGCAUCGAUAAGGAGGAAGCCCUGCGCGUCGACGAGGCAGCCAAGGCCAAGGCCGCCGAGGACGACGUGGAGGAGGAAAUUGUAUCGUCCGGCGCCGGCAACGCGGCCACGGCUCCCAUAGAGGAAGACGAAGAGGAAGCGAAACGACGGAAACGCAAGGAAGACGUGCUGCGCAUCCGGGCCAAGGCACUCAUGCGCAGAGCAAGGGCCCGCAGCGAAAAGGGGGGAUGGUCCGACCUUUCGGGGGCGGAGGAGGACUACAAGUUCCUUGCGCAGAUGAAGAACCUGGCUCCCGCCGAUGCGAAGCUUGUCAGGACGCAACUGAGGUUGCUCCCGCCGAGGACCAAGGCGGCGCAGGAGAAGGAGACGGCUGAGAUGUGGAGCAAGUUGAAAGACCUGGGGAAUGGCAUCUUGAAGCCGUUUGGAUUGAGCACUGAGAACUUCCAGAUGGUCAAGGACGAGAAGACGGGAGGAUACAGCAUGAACUUCAACCAGGGAGCAGGCAAGUAG
Molecule: messenger RNA, 852 nt
Organism: Verticillium dahliae VdLs.17
Lineage: Eukaryota; Fungi; Ascomycota; Sordariomycetes; Glomerellales; Plectosphaerellaceae
Exons: 3
Coding region: 1-852 (283 amino acids)
Molecular function (GO): protein binding
Source: RefSeq, a predicted model, not a curated record